Ciona intestinalis (vase tunicate) is the source of this 2678-nucleotide messenger RNA. Its product is annotated as regulator of G-protein signaling 7. Gene Ontology annotation, biological process: regulation of G protein-coupled receptor signaling pathway; intracellular signal transduction; G protein-coupled receptor signaling pathway. The record is from RefSeq and is a predicted model, not a curated record. Gene Ontology annotation, molecular function: GTPase activator activity. NCBI's taxonomy places the organism in Eukaryota, Metazoa, Chordata, Ascidiacea, Phlebobranchia, Cionidae. Gene Ontology annotation, cellular component: cytoplasm; neuron projection.
UGGGUCUUGUACUGAAUCUAGGUUAUUUAUAAAUGUGAGCUUUGAGGUUGCACAUAAUUUUAUUCUGUUGUUGGGCUGCUUAUGCAGCGGUGGUUGGGAACCACUAGAAAGUAUAUACUAUGAUCAAAACCUGUACUUAGCCGGAUAAUAUCAAAAUGGACAAUUCAAGGCUCAAACCAAACCCACCUAGCCAAAACACAAGGCCCGUGGCAAAGGACUCGCCCAAUAUGAUACUGUAUACAAAGAUGGAAGCAUUAUUAUCAAAAAUGCAAAAUGAUAAGACUGGUGUACCUAUUAAGACUGUAAAAAGCCUCCUAACAAAAAUACCAGAUGUUUUUAGCGGAGAAGACUUAGUAAGUUGGUUGGUGAAUCAUUUGAACAUCAGUGACUUGGAUGAAGCAAUACAUUUAGGUUCAUUAAUUGCAGCUCAUGGUUAUUUCUUUCCAAUCGAUGAUCACGUUAUCACGCUUAAGAAUGACGGAUCUUUUUACCGGUUUCAAUGGGAUUACUAUUGGCCUUCGAAAGGCUGGGAGCCAGAGAAUACCGAGUACGCUGUGUAUCUUUGUAAGCGCACAAUGCAGAACAAAGCAAGAUUGGAGCUUGCAGAUUACGAAGCAGAAAACCUCGCAAGGUUGCAACGAACAUUUUCAAAGUCAUGGGAAGAUAUCUUUGCUCGAGCUGAGUUGGAAGCAAAGCGGGAUCGAAAGCGAGAUAAAACUACGCGGAAGAUAGAUGAUAGUAGGGAGAGGGCAUUCUGGGAUGUCCAUAGACCUGUUCCUGGUUGCGUUAAUACAACUGAAGUUGAUAUAAAGAAAGCAUAUUGGUAUAAAGAUCGAAUUAAAAAAUCUUUGUACAAUUCCUCUCCUAGAAAAGUGUCUGGUGUUGAUAAACAAUCAUCACCUAAUCCGCAGAUGAAAUCUGAAACAAUUGAUUCACUCAACCUCAUACUAAGCAACCUCCGCCGACAGCUUGACAGACAUUGCCUCAAAAUGUCCAAAGUGUGUGAGAGUAUUAUCAGUUACUCAGACCAACAAAAUGAUUAUGACCCACUGUUAACUCCUAUUCCUUCAAACCCAUGGAUUUCUAAUGAAGAGCAAUACUGGGCCGAUGAGAAAUCCAGGGAAAUAACUGUACGCAGAGCAACAAAGUGGAAGUUUUCAUUUAGCGAAUUGCUUGCAGAUGAGCGCGGACGUGAGCAGUUCAGAAAGUUUCUAGAAAAGGAAUUUUCUGCAGAAAAUUUUAACUUCUGGAUAGCAUGUCAAAACCUCAAGCAGCAGCCAUUCAAAAAGUUAAAAGCCACUGUGAAAAAAAUUCAUCAUGAUUAUCUUUCUGAUGAAACACCCAAUCCAAUCAACAUUGAUUCAAAAAUAAAAGACACUACGUUACGCAAUAUGGAAAGUCCUGAUCGCUACUGCUUUGAAGAAGCGCAAGAACACAUCUACCACCUAAUGAAAAGUGACAGCUAUGCGAGGUUCCUCAAAUCCGACCAAUACAAGUCAUUUGCUGCUAAUAAGUCUUCAUCAAAAGAUAUUAAGAAGAUGAGCGGCACAACCUACAAUGCUCUGCACAACGAAUCAAGUUCAGAGUAACUCCGUCAUCUCUUGGUUUUAGGGCAGUCUUACUUUUUACCACAUUUUCCUCACAAUGGCAGGCAAAUCUGUGCUUCCUGAUUUUAUUCUGUCAAAGAUACUUGAUACACAGAAUGGUUCAUGGACAUCAUAACAUAAGCGUAUGUUACUUAUUUAUUCUUAUUAUACAUAAACUAAUAAUUUUUCAAUAAUAGUGUGUUGUUGUUGGUCAUGAGAUGUUGCUUGUGUUUCUUUCAAGUCAUUUUUUGUGUUUGAAUUAUGUGCCAAUAGUUCCAUGGUUGGACAUUGGUUUUUGAACUCAUGCAUACACAUACUUAAACUAAAUCCAUGUUAACUAAUCCGUUAUCGCUGUAAACAAUGUUUAGGGUAAUGGUUAAAAUACUACCCAUUUGCUCUCAGUUGAGCAAGAUACUCUUUGUUCCUCUAUUCACACCCCAGGGAUAGCGUACUUUGUUUCUCUUUAUAAAUUUUCUGAGACAUACUUCUUUGUCGUUUUCUCGUUCCUUUUUAUAUAUUUUAAAUGUUAUUAGUACUCAAUUACUCAUAGUGUACACAACUACAAAGUCUAACUUCAUUCAAUAACUACUUGCUGAAGUGAGAUUACAUCUGUUUAAAGCUUCAAGUUUUUCACUGUGUUAAGCUUCCAAGUUAUAGGGUGGUUAAAGUUGCCCAUUUUCUAUUUAUAUUUAUGCAGUUUCAAUCACAUUUCCUUUCAGUUUUGUCUAUUAACCAGUGGUAAUCAUUUAGUUUUACACAGCCAUGACCAAACUUAUGUUAAAGUUUCUUUUUGUGAUUUUAUUUGUUUGUUACUCACUGGAUGAGUGUAGACUAUGAUUUUCACACAAUGUUUUUAAGUUUUGAUGAGCAUGUUUAACUGAUAGUAAGACAAGUUGUAUUAAGCCAUAAGCAUAAACUUUUUUCUCAACAUACUACCCUAAUUAAUCUAAAAUCGAAGAAUAUUAGGACUAAACACUAAAUCAUGUUUUUGUUGCAAGACAACAUGUGUUGUAAACAGUUGUUCUUAUGUUGUUUGCUAUGCCAAUGAACAAAGCAUUGGAAUAAUUAAUAAACAGUUGAGAAUAUUUGCUA